GCGGAAGUCAACGUCAUUCGAAGGCGGGUUCAUGCGUGUUGCACGAUCUACACAUUUUGUUUCCUUAAUCUGUUUUGCUCCAGUUUUCUAUUGCAAAUUUCCAACUUUUAGAUUUGAUAUAUUUUGAAAAGAAUUAUAUUUAAUUGUUUAAAAGAGGAACGCGACUUAUUAAGAUGGGGUAUAUGGUCGUAGAGAAACACACAUCUGAUCUUCUGCAUCUGAAGAGGUCUCCUGGGAUCAGAUCCUGGUCCCUCCUUGUUGGAAUUGCUUCAGUUGGACUAGCGGCAGCCUAUUACAGCGCUGACAGCAUAUUAUGGAAGAUGUUCUAUGUGACAGGCUGCUUUUUUGUGGCUCUACAGAAUAUGGAGGAAUGGGAGGAGGCGGUAUUUGAUAAAUCUAAGAACGAGGUAGAAUUAAAGACGUUUAGUCUCUAUACCAUGAUAUUGACUAUGUGGAAAAGAGGACACGAGAGAGUGGUGUUAGAUCUGCGACACCUGCGGGACGUGAGCGUUCAGGAGGAGAGGGUGAGGUAUUUGGGGAAGGGUUACCUGUUGGUGCUGCGUCUAGCGACAGGUUUCUCUCACCCUCUUACACAAAGUGCCACGCUGGGCUCACGCAGUGAUGUUGAGGCACUUGCUGCACUUCUGAAGCGCUUCUUGGGUCUUGAAGAGUUACAGCGACGUUUGGUGGAAGAAGAGUAUCCUGAUGAUGACGACAUUGAAGAUCUGGGAUUGGGCGAUAGCAGUGAUUCAAAAGAUGAAGAUGAACAUUAAAAAAUCUCAGGGAUAGAUGGAAAAUGGUCUUUAUAUGAAACAACCAAACAUUCCAGUCUUACAAACAUCCUGAUGACAAUCUCAAAGCAUUAUCUCUUAUUGUUGCAUUGCAUAUUCACUUGCAUCUUUAAAGAGGCAUUACCAGAUGACAUUCAGUACUCUUGCAAGAUUUCUCUGUGUACUUUGCUACGUGUGUAAAUAAUUUGACAGUUUGUGAAUCCCUUUCUUUGGUCGGAGAUCAGGUGGUCAUGUGCUCUGAUGCAUGCCCAUUUAGAUCACACUGUGCCUUUAUAGACUGCUUGAAUGGUAAACCCUUAGGAGGUUUGUGAUUUUAAUUUUUUUUUUGUAAAUAUGUAAAUAUUAUUUUGGAUUCUUUUUUACUUUAUGAGACUCUUAAGCAAGAAAAAUUAUAUUAAACAUAGCAGCUGCUUAAAAAUCAAUUGUCUUCAAAGGGGAUUUUUUUUUUUUUAUUGAUAUGGCCACUUUGUAUUAAUUAAGGAGUAUACUUUGUUACACUUUUCACUUUUGUUUAAAAUAAAAGUAUUUGAUAACAUUG
Molecule: messenger RNA, 1329 nt
Organism: Cyprinus carpio (common carp)
Lineage: Eukaryota; Metazoa; Chordata; Actinopteri; Cypriniformes; Cyprinidae
Product: cytochrome b-245 chaperone 1 homolog
Exons: 7
Coding region: 174-773 (199 amino acids)
Source: RefSeq, a predicted model, not a curated record